Molecule: messenger RNA, 2548 nt
Organism: Daucus carota subsp. sativus
Lineage: Eukaryota; Viridiplantae; Streptophyta; Magnoliopsida; Apiales; Apiaceae
Product: ATP-dependent zinc metalloprotease FTSH, chloroplastic
Exons: 5
Coding region: 226-2370 (714 amino acids)
Biological process (GO): proteolysis
Cellular component (GO): membrane
Molecular function (GO): ATP hydrolysis activity; ATP binding; metalloendopeptidase activity
Source: RefSeq, a predicted model, not a curated record
GAUGCUCUUAGUCGACGAUUAAGCUGAAAAGUAAAUGUGGAUGAGGGACAUGUGUUGAUACACGUUGAUGCUAUCCAAGCAACUCCUCAAGCUUAUGGUCUUGGUUGAUGCAUGUAGUGCCCAAUUCUGAUUCACACUGAUUCACUCUUCUCCUUCCCAAAUCAAUAUAAAUAAACACCAACCUCAUUUCUUCAAUUUUAAUCUUGGGUUUCUUUACAUAAAUCCAUGGCUUCUUCAACCAAUUCAAUACUCUCAUCUUCUAAGCAAUUCUUUGGUUCUCAAUUAGUACUACUCUCACCCCCAACUCCCAAGACAACUAGAUCAUCUUCCUUGCCUUCUCUAUCUAAACACAAAUUCUUGAUAGCCCAUUCACUUCUCAAUCACAACAAGAAGCCCAAGUCUUCUAAUCUUGUUCAGAAUUUGACUUCUAAUGCUGCUUUGGCGGCCUUGCUUUUCUCCUCAGUGGCUCCACAAGCUAUUGCUUUGGAUGACACUGUUCCACCACCAAGCGCUCCUGAGGUGAUUCAGGCUGAGGCUGCUUCAAAGUCUUCACCUUUUGCUCAGAGUCUUUCAUUGGAUGCUCCUAAGCCACAGGCUGUGGCUGAUAUUCCUGAUGGGACUCAGUGGAGGUACAGUGAGUUCUUGAAUGCGGUUAAAAAGGGGAAAGUUGAGAGGGUUAGGUUUAAUAAAGAUGGAGGGGUUUUGCAAUUGACUGCUGUUGAUGGGCGGAGAGCUAGUGUUGUUGUGCCUAAUGAUCCUGAUCUUAUUGAUAUUUUGGCAAUGAAUGGUGUCGAUAUUUCGGUUUCUGAGGGUGAAGCAAGCAAUGGGUUGCUUGGAUUUAUUGGGAAUUUGGUGUUUCCGUUUCUUGCUUUUGCUGGGUUGUUCUUUUUGUUUCAGAGGUCUCAGGGAGGGCCUGGAGGACCUGGGGGGUUAGGGGGGCCUAUGGAUUUUGGGAGGUCGAAAUCGAAGUUUCAGGAGGUUCCUGAGACUGGUGUCACGUUUGCUGAUGUUGCAGGGGCUGAUCAGGCUAAAUUGGAAUUACAGGAGGUGGUUGAUUUCUUGAAGAAUCCUGAUAAGUACACGGCUCUGGGUGCUAAGAUUCCUAAAGGGUGUCUUUUGGUUGGACCUCCGGGUACAGGGAAGACCCUUUUGGCUAGGGCGGUGGCUGGUGAGGCUGGCACUCCAUUCUUUUCAUGUGCUGCUUCUGAGUUUGUGGAAUUGUUUGUUGGUGUUGGUGCCUCAAGAGUGAGGGAUUUGUUUGAGAAGGCAAAGGCGAAAGCUCCUUGCAUUGUGUUUAUUGAUGAGAUUGAUGCUGUGGGGAGGCAGAGAGGAGCAGGAAUGGGAGGUGGAAAUGAUGAGAGAGAGCAGACUAUUAACCAGCUGUUGACAGAGAUGGACGGGUUCUCUGGUAAUUCUGGGGUUAUUGUCUUGGCUGCUACCAACAGGCCUGAUGUUCUUGAUUCAGCAUUGCUAAGGCCUGGAAGGUUUGACAGACAGGUUACAGUGGACAGGCCUGAUGUUGCUGGUAGAGUCAAGAUCCUUCAGGUGCAUUCCAGAGGAAAGUCUUUGGCAAAGGAUGUGGAUUUUGAUAAGGUUGCAAGGAGAACACCAGGUUUCACUGGAGCUGAUUUGCAAAACUUGAUGAAUGAAGCAGCCAUUCUCGCUGCCAGACGAGAUCUUAAAGAAAUCAGCAAAGAUGAGAUUGCUGAUGCUCUUGAGAGGAUAAUUGCUGGUCCAGAGAAGAAAAAUGCUGUCGUCUCAGAAGAGAAGAAGAAAUUGGUUGCUUACCAUGAGGCUGGGCAUGCUUUGGUUGGAGCACUCAUGCCUGAAUAUGAUCCAGUAGCCAAAAUAUCUAUCAUUCCUCGAGGCCAAGCUGGUGGGCUUACCUUUUUCGCCCCAAGCGAAGAGAGGCUUGAAUCUGGCUUGUAUAGCAGAAGUUACCUUGAGAAUCAGAUGGCUGUAGCCCUCGGUGGAAGGGUUGCGGAAGAGGUUAUUUUUGGCAAAGAGAAUGUAACAACAGGGGCAUCAAAUGACUUUAUGCAAGUAUCACGAGUUGCACGUCAGAUGGUGGAGAGAUUCGGGUUCAGCAAAAAGAUUGGGCAAGUAGCUGUAGGUGGAUCUGGAGGAGAUCCCUUCCUAGGGCAGCAGAUGUCUUCCCAGAAAGAUUACUCUAUGGCAACCGCUGAUGUGGUGGACUCAGAAGUAAGAGAGCUGGUAGAGAAGGCAUACGCAAGGGCCACAGAGAUCAUCAACACACACAUUGACAUACUACACAAGCUUGCCCAACUUCUUAUAGAGAAGGAAAGUGUUGACGGGGAAGAGUUCAUGAGCCUUUUCAUUGAUGGCAAGGCUGAGCUAUAUGUUGCAUAAUUCCACUUUGUUCAUAACAUAUGCAAUUCAUGAGGUAUUGUAAACAUAUGUCGAUACUGAUCCGUACAGGUACAUGAAAUGACAGUGUAAUCAUAUAACAGUUGUAGAAAUACAUCAGGCCCAAACAUCUCAUAUUGAAAAGCAAAUCUUGAAAACUUAUGAAUGAUCUAGCAUGUGC